Molecule: messenger RNA, 1305 nt
Organism: Aphanomyces astaci
Lineage: Eukaryota; Oomycota; Saprolegniomycetes; Saprolegniales; Verrucalvaceae
Exons: 2
Coding region: 71-1141 (356 amino acids)
Source: RefSeq, a predicted model, not a curated record
CAUUCCUGUGUGAAAAGUGGCAUGGCGGCAGACGGCGAGCUCUUGUACAAGGGACUCCUGAAUCUUCGUUAUGGCAUGGCCUUAUCCUUCCAAGAGUACUAUUGCGUCCUCACAGAUACUGGCGUGUUUACCAUCUACGCGUCCGAGGACGCGGCGAUUGCGCAGCCGACAACGUUCGUACAUCAAGCUCGUCUGGGAGGGACAAAGGUACACGUACAUGAUGCGACAUUUCCUUUGCGUGUAUGUAUCUAUGGCGAUCAACCUCGCUUGGUUCCAGGAGUGGAAUGGGAAGACCAUGUUCUCGACGCUCGACAACUCGUUCAAGUUUGUGACAGACAAGGGCAAAGAGUACUCGGCCACGGGGCACAACCGGAACGAAGUCACGCUGUGGGUCAAGUCUAUCAAAGCCAUCACGGACCCCGAGAGCCAUGAAGGCCAAAAGCUCGCCAAGGCCAAGCGCAAGCAAGUGCGCGAACGUGAGCGUGAACGGCAAAAGCAGGACGAGUACGAGGCCCGUGCCAAAGCCCACAGCGCGUUGCCAUCCGCCAGCAGCACCACGGACGUCUCCUCACAGCCACCCAUUUCGUACCUCACCGACCCCCGCCGCACUCGGCUAGACGCGCGCAAUUUCCCCAAGUAUCGACAGCACCUUCAAGCCGCCAAGCUUGAGACGCGGCUCACGGCCGCGUUAGACGAAACCAAGCCGUUGGAAGUGGCCAAGAAGAAGAAGAAGAAGAAGCGCCAAUCCACGAUGGCCGCACUGGACGACGACGACGAUCUCUUUGGGGGACCGCCAGCUGCUCCGGCACCACCAUCCACGUACACGCGCAAGGGUGCCGCGGCUCGCCCCGACGAACACGACGAGUUGGCGGCCAAGUUUAUCAAUCUCUUGUCACUGGGUUUCUCGCACAACGAGGUCAAGGCGUUCAUGGCGGCGGAAGGCCAUGCCGCCGACGAUUUGAACGCGACGAGCCGCAAGUUACAGCGGGGGGUGGGGUCGCCGACUAAGAAGCCGCGGCGGCACACACACGGGGGCUCCGCCACACCACUGCCGGUACCUCCCCCACCUCCCAUCGCGGCAGACCCUCCGAAAAAGGUGUCGUUUUUCGAUAAACUAAAGCAAGGGUUUCGACGCGACUAGUGUAUUUUAACAAAGCAAACAGCACAAACAUAUAUAUAUAUAUAUCGGAUUGACUUUUGGAGUUGUGAAAUCCACGCAGAUAUCAUCUUGAGCAACAUUCGGUGGUUAGGCUUUAGUCUUGCGCCGCCACGCAGCCCAGAGUUUGUCGGACGAUAGCUUUGGCC